This is a messenger RNA of Parathielavia appendiculata, 1026 nucleotides long. RefSeq names its product WSC-domain-containing protein. Lineage: Eukaryota; Fungi; Ascomycota; Sordariomycetes; Sordariales; Chaetomiaceae. The record is from RefSeq and is a predicted model, not a curated record. The annotation marks the transcript as partial. The transcript has a single exon.
AUGCAGCACGCCGUCACACUCGUGGCCGCCUUGGCCGCCCUCUUGUGGGAUGGAGCCGGCGCCUCUCCGCAUGCGUCUGCCUUCCGGCGUCGCGAUGUGCCCCAGAUCCCCGGUUACGACUUCUCGGGAUGCUACACCGAGGCCACCAACUCGCGGGCCCUCACUGGAUCUGCCUACUUCGAUGACCUCAUGACGGUCGAAAAGUGUGCGGCCGCCUGCUCCGGCUUCAAAUACUUCGGCGUCGAGUACGGCAGGGAGUGCUACUGCGGCAAUACCAUCGCCGAGGGCAGUGUCCAGGCUUCGCUUGCCGACUGCUCGUUCGCUUGCCCGGGAGAUGCGACCCAGAACUGCGGUGCGGGCAACCGGCUCGAUCUGUUCACCCGCACGACGGACCCGGCGCCUCUGACGGAGCUGGGCUACUUGUCUCGCGGUUGCUAUGCCGAGCCCGCCGGUGGCCGUGCCCUGACGAGCCAGGCCACGAGAGCUGACGACAUGACGGUGGAGGCGUGCGCCACGUUCUGCGGCAACGCCGGCUACGCUCUGUUUGGUCUGGAGUACUACACCGAGUGCUACUGUGGCAACGUGUUGAUGCCCGGUGCCGAACCCGCUGCCGACGCCGACUGCAAGUACCCUUGCGCCGGCAACGCCAAUGAGCUCUGCGGAGGCGACUGGCGGCUCAACCUCUACGAGUUUGGCUCCAGCCCGACCUCGACCGCGUCCACCGCCAGCUCUACCCCGUCGGUCGGUCCGGCCACGUACACCAGCGAGGGCUGCUACACAGAGGCUACGGGCAUCCGGGCCCUGAGUGACGUCGCAUACUUUGACGAUGCCAUGACGGUUGAAAAGUGCGCUGCGGCCUGCGCCGGCUACGCCUGGUUUGGCCUCGAGUACGGCAGGGAGUGCUACGGCGGCAACGCCAUCAACUCAGCGCAGGGCAGCGUGCCCACCAGCCUUUCCGAGUGCAGCUUCCCGUGCCCGGGGAACCCGUCGCAGAAGUGCGGAGCGGGAGACCGCCUCAACAUGUAU